Molecule: messenger RNA, 597 nt
Organism: Spodoptera exigua (beet armyworm)
Lineage: Eukaryota; Metazoa; Arthropoda; Insecta; Lepidoptera; Noctuidae
Source: the annotation of a GenBank genome assembly
AUGAGCAUCGUGUGCUUGCAAUACCAGUACGUAUUUAAACUUGAGCAUCUACUGGUAACUAAGCAUUUGUUUCAGGACAUUUUUUAUGGCAUAGAAAGGCGAACGAGCACAGAUCACCUGAUGUUUUAUUUGGAUGCUGAUCCGCGGCAAUACGAAGAGCUAGCAAAGCGCUACCAAAUCCUGGUACAAGCGUACGAAGAACAAUGCAACGCUGUCGGUUUGUGCGAUAAACGUCUGGGCCAGUGGCGGGAACGCGCGACCUCGACGCAGGCGCAUCUUACGCAUGCGCACAAAACCCUGAUUGCUGUCGGAGAAAAAUAUAUUGCACUCAAAAACAAGUGUAACCUUAAAAAGAACUGGUAUAAAGAGCAGUUGGCAGCAAUGAAGCAGUCUCUUCAUGACAUGAUGGAAGCCACAACGCAGGCGAGAAUGGAAUUUGACGCCAGACUUGAAUACUGCAUGGCUAACGAACGUGAUUCGGACGCUGCACUUCUACUUUAUGAAAUCCGCAGAUGCAACCUUUUAUUUCUUGAGAACAUGCGUCUGAAAGCGAUUAUUGAAGAGCUUAUCCCUGGUGCUGUGAACUGGAAAACCUGA